This is a messenger RNA of Stegostoma tigrinum, 4959 nucleotides long. Its product is annotated as atypical chemokine receptor 4-like. Gene Ontology annotation, molecular function: chemokine binding; chemokine receptor activity; scavenger receptor activity. The record is from RefSeq and is a predicted model, not a curated record. Gene Ontology annotation, cellular component: membrane. Lineage: Eukaryota; Metazoa; Chordata; Chondrichthyes; Orectolobiformes; Stegostomatidae. Gene Ontology annotation, biological process: G protein-coupled receptor signaling pathway; chemotaxis; immune response. The coding region runs from base 501 to 1583 and encodes 360 amino acids. The transcript has 2 exons.
CUUGUCUGAGUCAGAGCGAAGCUUUAGCAGCACAAUUUCAGGUUAAAGCCGUGAUUUCCUUCACGGGGUUGGAGAAUAGAACAGGACAGAUCGCAGGGUUCAUCAGCUACCAACACAAGCAGCUCAUUCCAGCGAGUCAGAUCAUCAACUGCAAACACCCCCAAGUGGGGGAAACGGGCGAACAACGAGGAGGAUUAUUUCAAGGAGCACAGCCUACCCGGGUGCAGCAGCAACAAGACAUGCUGUAAGACAGCUAGUCACCAGGAGCACUGUGUCUCUCUGGCUGCUGUUGGAACACGCUGCCGUGCCGAGUCUUGUAAAGGCAUUUCUCUGGGCCGUCCCAGGAAACUCCUGAUAAAGGAGACAGCAGUAGCUGAAGCAGAGAGUCCCUGUGUUGAACCUCCUACCCACAGAGUCGGUCUUUGAGGGCGGUCACGGUGAUCAAGGCUCCAUUCCAGGAGAAGCAAGUCAGCAGCAGGGAAACCCAACUGAUAAGUGCCAUGGAGGACGAAGACAUUUAUGACUAUUACCAGAAUGGUUUUUACAACUGGACUUACAGCGACUACAGAAAUUACAGCAUCAACUAUGACGACUAUUAUUACAUAUGCGAGAAGGAUAAUGUUAGACAGUUCGCCAAGUACUUCCUGUCAGUGUUCUACACCGUCACUCUGAUCAUUGGGCUCGCUGGAAAUUCACUGGUGGUGGUCAUUUACAUCUAUUACAAAAAGCUCAGGUCGAAAACAGACUUGUACAUCCUGAAUCUGGCCAUUGCUGACUUGCUGCUUCUCAUCACCCUCCCCUUCUGGACAGUCUACGUAAUCCACGGCUGGAUAUUAGGGGUGGCCAUGUGUAAGAUCUGCUCCGCUCUCUUCGUCAUGAACUUCAGUGCUGGCAUGCUGUUCCUUGCCUGCAUCAGCGUUGACCGGUACUUGGCUAGCUCCAAGGUGGCGAGCCCUCAGACCGUCGGCAGCAAAGGGAAGGCGGUCUGCGUUUGCGUCUGGGCAGCAGCCAUCUUGCUGAGCGUCCCAGAUUUCGUUUUCACCUCGGUGCACGGGGCAGGGAGCAGGACGCUGUGCAUCUCCAUCUUCCCCUCGCACAUGGCCCGUUCGGCCAAGGCCACCAUCCAGAUCUUCGAGAUCCUCCUGGGCUUCGCCGUCCCGUCGCUGGUCAUGCUGUACUGCUACUCGAUGGUGGCCAAGGCCGUGUGCAGGGCACCGAGUGGGAAGAAGCGCGGAGCACUGCGGGUCCUCCUCGCUGUCGUGGGGGUCUUCCUCCUGACCCAGCUGCCCUACAACGCCGUCAGGCUCUGCCGCCUCCUCAAUCUGUUGCACAUGAUCAUCAGCGAAUGCCACAGCAGCAAGAAGAUGGACAUCGCCAUCCAGGUGACGGAGACCAUCGCUCUCUUCCACAGCUGCCUCAACCCCAUCGUGUAUGCCUUCAUGGGGGCAUCAUUUAAGGGGUACAUCCUGAGGGCUGUCAAAGAGUACAGUUACCACCGUAGGCACCGCGACAGGUCCAUUUCCCUCGAGUGCUCCUUCAACUCCCUGUCUCAGUCUGAAAACACCAGCAGCUUCACCAUCUAGUAAGGUGUCUGCGCCAAAAUACACACAACCAGAACUGGUACUACAGUUCCACGGUAAUCUCAGGUGACCCAAUGGAAACCCACAACUCCACCCUCCCAAUACUCUUCAUUUGCUUAUUUUCACCACAGCCUUAUGAAGGCCAUUGGCAACAUCUUACAAGCACAGGAAGGGGAUUUAAUCAUUCAACGAAAUCAUGGCUGAUCUAUGGGCUAACUCCAUUUAUCUACCUUUGGCCGAUAUCCCUGAAUGUCUUUGCUUGGCAAAAUUCAUCUGUUUCGGAUUUCAAUUUAACAACUGAUCCAGCAAUUUCCUUCUUGCCUUGUUUUCACAGAAUCCCCACAGUGUGGAAGCAGGCCAUUCAGCCCAUCACCGAUUCCUCUGAAGAACAUCCCACCCAGACCCACACACCUCCCCCCACUCUGUAACCCUGCAUUUCCCAUGGCUAAUCCACCUAGCCUGGACGCUACGGGCAAUUUAGCGUGGCCAAUCCACCCUAACCUGCACAUCUUUGGACUGUGGGAGAAAACUGGAGCACCUGGAGGAAAUCCACGCAGACACGGGGAGAAUGUGCAAACUCCACACGGACAGUCGCCUGGGGGGACGGGGAGGGGGGGAGAAUGGACCUGGAUUCCUGGCGCUGUGAGGCAGCAGUGCUAACCACUAAGCCACUGUGCCGCCCCCAAAACAUCUUCCUCAGCUUUCCCUCCGUGCAAACCCCCACGUUGUUUCCCACGUAUACCCCACCGGCCCCACCCCACACAUCAGAUUUUAUUUCCUCUUCUGUUUUUAGCCUCUAUUUCUCCUUUAGCUGUUGUCAGGCCAGGGUCGUCUCCCGUUGCCUUAAUCAUUCUCUCGCGCCCAUUUAUAAUACAAGCGUUGAUCAAAUUGAACCAAUUUAGAGGAGCAUUGUAACAAAACUCAGACAAAGGAACUUACAAAUUUAAAUCAAAACGUUGUUUUGGGGGUGUGGGGAAUAAUGCAGCCCAGACCCCAUGGUUUUGGCAUUCCCGACAGGCCUGAGGCAUAUUGCUGGGAUACUUCAUGGUCGCUCCACACCAGCUCCAAGGGACUGACAUAACCGCAAAAGUCUUUCUCUUUCCAUCUGUACCUGGCAAUCCUUCCGACUCCAGAACUUCUCCUCAUGAUCCGUGCACCUUCCUGUGCAUCCACCAUCCUCAGUCACACCCCCAUUUCAAGAGGUGUCAUUUGUUUUCGCCCUCCAACCUCUGAGUCCAACUUUCAUGUCCAAUGCUCCGCCUACUCCUUGCUUUUACAACUGUGCGCUGAAUCUACUUAAAGCUCAAGUAGCCAAUCUAAUAGGGAAUUCAGUCAUUUUCAAUCGUAGCUUUGGUUCUUAUCAGUAGGCCAUGCCUUUUCAACCCUUGCAGUAGCUGGAAAAUUGAGUGAGUACGUGGAGGUACUGUCAUUUCCAUGAUAGCGCAUAUUGGCCCAACCAGACGACAAUCGGGGUUGAACCAUCUCUGCAAGAAAGGUGCACGUCCGCUGAAAAUUGGACCACGGUUUCACUCCCAGUUGAGCCCCUAUUUCUACUUUUCCUUCUUCCCAUUCUCGGUUCCCUUUCCUGCCCUCUCCUGAGAGUAAUCGUUCCCAAUGCUCUUUAUUUGACCUCUUCAGUGUUCCUGCUAUUUUGCUCUCCAUCUAUUGAUACAUGAAUUCAUUCAUUUAAUGCCACAUUUCAUAAAGAAAUCACAUUCUGUUCAAGUCUGGAAGAGAUAACGAGUUUUAUAGUACUUUUCGUCCUCGUAUUUUUGAGCAGAAACAAUAUGACCCUGGCAAGUACACAGGUGACUCAUAAGAACAUAAGAAUUAGGAGUAGGAAUAGGCCAUCUGGCCUAUUAAGCCAGCGCCACCAUUUAAUAAGAUCAUGGCUGAUCUUUUCGUGGACUCAGCUCCACUCACCUGCCCUCUCACCGUAACUGUUAAUUCCUUCACUGUUCAAAAAUGUAUCUUUGCCUUCAACACAUUCAAUGAGGUAGCCUCAACUGCUUCACUGGGCAGUGAAUUCCACAGAUUCACAACCCUUUGGGUGAAGAAGUUCCUCCUCAACUCAGUCCUAAAUCUGCUCCCUCCUUACUUUGAGGCUGUACCCCCCUAGUUCAAACACCCUGCUUCCAUCUUAUCUAUUCCCUUCAUAAUUUUGUACGUUUCUGUAAGAUACCCCCUCAUUCUUCUAAAUUCCAAUGAGUAUAGUCCGAGUCUACUCGAUCUCUCCUCUUAAGCUGACCCUCUCAAUUGUGGAAUCAACUAAACAAAUUCAAUAAACAUAGAUCUUCUGGUGGUGUCAACAUGCUAUAAAUGAACAAGAUGAACUUUGCAAACAUCUGGAAAAUCUGUGUCUAAACAAAGGAAUGUGAGUCCAAACGCAGAAUAUUAUUUGUAAUAACUUUUCAAGGAACACACUGUCCACUUAAAAACAAGACAGAGUUGGACAACUUCCUUUGACUCUCAACAGCAUUACCAUCGCUGAAUUUACCAACUGUUAACAUCCUGGAGGUUAUCUCUGAUCAGAAACUGAACUGCACCAGCUGCUGAAAAACUGUGGCAACAAGAGCAGGUCAGAGGCUAGGAAUAACUCACUGCUUGUCUCCUCAAAGCCUGUCCAUCAUCUACCAGGCACAAGUCAGAAAUGCAAUGGAAAACCCUCGACCCGCAUGGAUGAGUGCACCCCCAUUAAAGAUGUUCACCACCAUCCAAGAUGAAAUAGCACCUCGUUCACAACUGUGAACAUCCACUCCCCUGCACCACUGACGCUCGGGAGUGGCAGUGUGCACCUCUGUUAAGAUUUGCUGCAGAAAUUCACCAAGGCUCCUCAGACAGCACCUUCCAAACCCAUGACUACUGCCAUCUAGAAGGACAAGGGCAGCAGAUACACAGGAAUGCCCACCACCUGCAAGUUCCCCUCCAAGCCACUCCCCAUCCUGACUUGGAAAUAUAUCGCUGUUCUUUCACUGUUGCUGGGUCAAAAUCCUGGAAUUCCCUCCUUAAGAGCGGUAUGGGUGUCCCUACAUUCCAAAAUCUACAGCGAUCACAAGGGGAGCUCACCAUCAACUUCUCAAAGACAAGUACAUCAGUUCAAUAAACAUGGACUUUGCCAGUGACAUCUACAUCCCGUAAAUAAACAAGAUUAACUUUACAAACACUAACCAAGACUACGUAUAGAUGCUUUGUAUACAAUUUUUACAAAUACAAUUUGUUUCUAUAAUGGCUCUCGGAUAUUUAUUCUUUAUGUUUGGAAUUCCUGUUUGUAAUCCGGUUUAUGUCUCUGGUCUAAUUAGAAAUUCACUCUGGCAAAAAUCAGUUUUAAUGUGAAUGAAAUUCCUUUGUAUUCAGUAGAAGGAUCAAACCAUGGUUCUGU